This is a messenger RNA of Eurytemora carolleeae, 3273 nucleotides long. RefSeq lists its product as uncharacterized. Gene Ontology annotation, biological process: membrane depolarization during action potential; sodium ion transmembrane transport; neuronal action potential. NCBI's taxonomy places the organism in Eukaryota, Metazoa, Arthropoda, Copepoda, Calanoida, Temoridae. Gene Ontology annotation, cellular component: plasma membrane; voltage-gated sodium channel complex. The transcript is spliced from 12 exons. Bases 166 to 3240 code for a protein of 1024 amino acids. Gene Ontology annotation, molecular function: voltage-gated sodium channel activity. The record is from RefSeq and is a predicted model, not a curated record.
UUUAGGGCUGUUACAUUUGUUCUUGAGAUUUGCAAUGCACUCUUCACCACAAUAUUUAGUUUAGAAGCUACAGUAAAGAUUGUGGGUCUACGCCACCAUUACUUCACAGCGGCCUGGAACCUGUUUGAUUUUGUUCUUGUUAUUGCUUCAAUAAUUGGAAUUCUUAUGGAGGAUUUAAUGACAGACUUCCCUGUCUCCCCGACCUUGCUUAGGGUGGUCAGGGUCUUCAGAAUCGGGAGAAUACUCAGGUUGAUCAAGGCGGCUAAAGGAAUCCGUAAACUAUUGUUUGCAUUGAUAGUUUCCCUCCCUGCACUCUUUAAUAUUGGGGCUCUCUUGGCCUUAAUCACCUUCAUCUAUGCUAUCAUUGGAAUGACCAUAUUUGGACAUGUUAAACAUCAGGGAGCCAUUAAUGAUUUAGUGAAUUUUGAAACAUUUGGCAGAUCAAUGCAAUUACUUUUCAGGUUGGUAACAUCAGCUGGCUGGAACGAUGUUUUAGAUCCUCUGAUGGUACAGCCCCCAGACUGUGAUCCAGACUACAAGGAACAACCAAAUGGAAACUGUGGGUUCCCUCUCGUAUCCAUCAUAUACUUUGUUUCCUUCAUCAUCAUUAACUUCAUGAUCGUCAUCAACAUGUACAUCGCCAUCAUCCUGGAGAACUUUAACCAAGCGCACCAGGAGGAAGAAAUAGGUAUAGUUGAAGAAGAUCUGGAGAUGUUUUAUGGUAAAUGGUCCAAGUAUGAUCCACAUGCAACCCAGUUCAUCACCUUUAAUCAGAUGUCAGAUUUCAUCAACAGUCUUGAUCCUCCUCUGGGUAUUCAAAAACCCAACAUGCUGGCAAUAGUCAGCUUUGAUCUUCCGAUAGCCAAGGGGGACAAGAUUCAUUGCCUUGAUGUACUGCACAGUCUGACCAAGUACACACUGGGGUUCGUAGAGGACGAAUCCGAGGAUUUCUCUAAACUUACAGAACAGAUGGAUGAGAAGUUUAAGAAACAGUUUCCAACCCGGAAGGAACUAGAGAUAGUUUCCUCCACUAGAGAAUGGAAAAGGUUGGAUACUGCAGCUAGAUGUAUUCAGAAGUUCUACCGUAUAUAUAUCAGGAAUCAUGAGAACUCUGAUCCCCAGGAAAGAAUAGAUAUGGAAACUCAAACAAAAGGAAAACGAGGAUCAAGUAAACCAAGCAGUAGUAGUAGUAAUGCACAAGAAUCUUCCAACAUAACAAACAAGAAAAUAGAAGAGAGCACAAGGACAGGGAAAGAGGAGGAAGGAAAAGGACGAAAGAGACAUGAGAGAUCUAAGAGUCGGGUUGUGACGGAGGUUUCUCCCAGGAUAAGGAUUGAGAACGAGGAGACAAGAGAGGAGAACGGAUUUGAUCCAAAUAAUGGUCAAGGAUAUGAAGAGUACGGCCAGGAGGGAGAAUAUCAGGAAGAGACUGAUUAUCAGGGAGAGGAUGUAUACCAGGGUCAGGACGGAUAUCAGGGAGAGGACGGGUAUCAGGGAGAGGACGGAUAUCAGUGUGAAGAAGGAUAUCAGGGUGAGGAUGGAUAUCAGGGACAGGACGUAUAUCAAGGAGAGGAAGUCUAUCAGGGACAGGACGGAUAUCAGGGUGAGGAUGGAUAUCAGGGUGAAGAGGAAUACAAGAAAGAGGAAGACUACAACCCAGAGUAUCCUGAGGAUUAUUCAGAAAACUCUGCUCAUCAACAUCAAGUUCAAUCCUCUCAUAUCUCCCCUCGUGCAUCCCAUCCUUCUCAUGCUAAUCCUCAUUCUCCCUCUCUUCAUCCUCAUCCCUCUCAUAGUCAACCUCAUCCUACUCAUGUAUCACCUCAUAUUCCACCCCAUGCAUCUCAUGUUCAGUCUCAUGCCCCUAAAGUUCCUCCUCAUGCGUCUCAUAUUCCCCUUCAUCCUCCUCAGGUUCCCCCUCAUGCUAGUUUACAGUCUCAUAGUCCUCAUGGAUCUUCUCUAUACUCACCCAAACAUGUUUGCCUCCCGCCUCCGAAACGACCUCAUUCUUCCCUCGGUGGACCUCUGCGGCCUCAUAUUCAUGUUCAACCUAGAUUCGAGGAUACUUCGGUUCAACCUCAUUAUAUAGAUAUAUACUCAACACACCCUCUUCCACACAAUCGGAGACAUCAGGACCAAUCCUCCUACCAGGAGCAGGACCAGGGACAUUACCCGGAGCAACCUAGGAUACCUAGAAGCUAUAGCGGGGACUACGGAGGAGAUUAUGUUAGACCUUCAUUCCCAAACAGAGACAGGGCCUACCUAGACAACCCUCACUCACAUAUGUUCGAGGAUGAUGUCUGUUAUCAGUGCGAAGAACAGCGUUCAGUCAGGGUACGCCAUCCUGCAGGUGAUCCUGUGCCCGUAUCCUACCGACACUCCUUCCACGCUUCUGGAAUAGGGAGCAAAGAUUGUACCGGAGAUGGAUCCUGUAGAGCUAGAUAUCAGGGUAGAGAAGGUAUCAGGACUCUACCAAAGAUAGUAAAAUAUCCUGGUUCGGGUGUAGGGGUUGAGGUACUCCCUAGAACCAGGAGAAACCACGGCUGUGAUAAUCAAAGACGCACACAAGAAUGUGGAGGAGGAGGAGGAGGGGGCAGGAAGCUUCCACAGGUUCCUCAGGCUCAACCCCCUCCUCAGGAUUCAGAGAAGGGGAAACAGUUCAAUCCCAAUGAUUCUCGCAUGAGGGACUCGAUACAUAUUGCUUAUGAGAACGAGAAUAGGGUUGAAUAUAAACAAAGAUCAUUACCUCGAACUCCACGAGAUCUGGAGCAAGAUCAAGCUACCGGGACUCAAAAACCACCUCGGAGAUCCCCUAAACGGAUCUCUGGAUGUCAGGAGGCGUAUCAUGAACAUGAUACAACCGACAGAAAACAUUCGCACAGGAGUCCGCACCAAUAUUCAGGAUCAGACGAGCAUCAUCGACGAAGGCCGGACGAACCCAAAAGAUCUCCGGGACGGAGUCAGGAUGGCUCUCGUAGGACAGAUCCUAAAAAAUCGCAAAGACAUUCUUCUAAACCCGGUUGUGAUUCCAGGCAUAGAAGUGUGGGAGGGGGGCAGACGAGAGAACUUCGGGGAAUCGUCCGUACUGGACGAUCUAGGAUGACGAGACAGAGUCCAGUAGAGGACAGAUUAAGUAUACACGAGGACGAAAGUAUGAGUGAUGCAUUCGACGAUGACGGACUUUUUCAGAUUGAUGACGAUUUUGCUAAGUUUCUUGAUGAUAAAACUUCUUGCCAAAAAUAGAAUAUAUUUGAAAUACAUAUUAUUUAAGAUUUA